GGCGGACCGAGCAGAGACUCAGGAGGCCAUUAAAGUCCAAGGGGAGGUCGUCCGUAAACUGAAGGCAGAGAAGGCGAGCAAAGAUCAGUGUUAGGGUUGCUCUCACAUGUUCUCCUGUUCUCCCUGCCGGACCUCUUGGACCACCACCACCUCCCUCAUACACACCUGGGUCCCACGCUGUCGCCCGCCGCUGUCCUCGCCUGCCUCCACUAUCGUCUCCCUCCUCUCCGCUCUGGACGUUUCUGGAACAUUGUGCGAAUCUCCUAUCCUGACUGGCGCCAUGAACGAAUGAUGGACAAUGCUCGACCUGUGAUGCUCUUUUGACCUGCUUCCCUGUACGGAAAUCUGGGAAUUGAUCGACCAAUUUUGUUAUAUUUAUUACCGUUUAAUUAACUGUUGCCGGGAUGAAUACACUGGGAUCUUUCACCAUCCAAAAAUUGACUGGAUUGUCGGCUUUUCGAACUGGAAUGUUCCGACUGCUACGCUCCGUCUCUGGGAUCACUGUCGCUCAGAUUGAUGUGGAAGUGGCAAAACUGUUGGAGCUCAAGCUGCGUCUGGGAGGUGAUGAUGUCAAACAUCAAUUUGUGCUCAAGACUCCUAAGGGAACAAGAGACUACAACCCUAAGCAAAUGGCCAUCAGAGAGAAGGUGUUCAACACCAUCGUCAGUUGCUUCAAACGUCACGGUGCUGAAACCAUCGACACGCCUGUCUUUGAACUCAAGGAAACCUUGACGGGGAAGUAUGGAGAAGACUCCAAGCUUAUCUACGACCUCAAGGACCAAGGAGGCGAGCUGCUGUCCCUGAGAUAUGACCUCACCGUGCCCUUCGCUCGUUACCUCGCCAUGAACAAGAUCAGCAACAUCAAGCGCUACCACAUUGCAAAGGUCUAUCGCCGCGACAACCCGGCCAUGACCCGCGGGCGCUACAGGGAGUUCUACCAGUGUGACUUCGACAUAGCGGGCCACUACGACCCCAUGAUCCCCGACGCAGAGUGCCUGCGCAUCGUGAGCGAGAUCCUCGGCGAGCUGGACCUGGGAGACUUCCACAUCAAGGUGAACGACCGACGCAUCCUGGACGGGAUGUUUGCCGUGUGCGGGGUCCCCGACGACAAGUUUCGCACCAUUUGCUCGACGGUGGACAAACUGGACAAGAUGUGUUGGGAGGACGUGAAGAACGAGAUGGUGAAGGAGAAGGGUUUGUCCGAGGAAGCAGCCGACAUGAUUGGGCAGUAUGUGAGCAUGCAGGGGGGCAUGGACCUAGCCGUGCGCCUCCUGGAGGACCCCAAGAUGUCCCAGAGUAAACAGGCCUGCGCCGGGCUCAGCGACAUGAAGCAACUCUUCAGCUACCUGGAGCUCUUCCAGGUCACGGACAAGGUGGUGUUUGACCUGAGCCUGGCCCGGGGGCUCGACUACUACACGGGCGUCAUCUACGAAGCCAUGCUCGGCCCGCCGGGCGCCACGCCGCCGCCGCCGUCACAGGCGGGCGCGCCCAAGGCGGAGGAGAGCCUGAGCGUGGGGAGCGUGGCGGGGGGCGGGCGCUACGACGGCCUGGUGGGCAUGUUCGACCCCAAGGGGCGGGCGGUGCCCUGCGUGGGCGUCAGCAUCGGCGUGGAGAGGAUCUUCUCCAUCCUGGAGCAGAAGGCGGAGGCGGAGAAGGUGCGCACCACCGAGGUCCAGGUCCUGGUGGCUUCGGCACAGAAGAAUCUACUGGAGGAGAGGCUGAGGCUGGUGACGGAGCUGUGGAACGCUGGGAUCAAGGCGGAGUCGAUGUUCAAGAAGAAUCCCAAACUGCUGAGCCAGCUGCAGCAUUGCGAGGAGUCUGGCAUCCCUUUGGUGGCCAUCCUGGGGGAGCAGGAACUGAAGAAUGGCAUGGUCAAACUCCGCACCGUCGCAACAAGAGAGGAGGUUGAUGUCUCUCGAGCGGACCUCAUAGAAGAGAUCAGGAAGAGGACCUCCCCUGUUUAAAGCCCUCUCGGAACUGCCACCCGCUAAUCCAUCACGAGAAGCCCCCGGCCACACAGCAACGCUAUGUUUCCUGUCCUCCACCAGGAGGAAGAAGAGCAUCGACCAAAUGAGCUGAAGGAGCUCAUUCAUAAUCCUCAUUGUAGCCCUUUACAGAAGCCAGAUUCUCAAACAGGUGUGCUUAAAUAAUGAAGCCAUUUCUUUUUAAAGUAAACCAAAGUUUAGUUCAAGAGUCUGAAAAUCUCCUUUCAAACACUGACAAAGCGGGCUUACCAUAUCGCAGUGACGCAAGACUCGCAAGACUGGCUGAUAUUAGUCAUGGAACCUUGUUAACAUGGGCUUAUAACUCUGAUCAAUCAAAAUCAUUUAAGUAUAUAAAAAAAUAAAAAGUGGUCUGUAAAACGUG
Molecule: messenger RNA, 2367 nt
Organism: Gadus chalcogrammus (walleye pollock)
Lineage: Eukaryota; Metazoa; Chordata; Actinopteri; Gadiformes; Gadidae
Gene: hars
Product: histidyl-tRNA synthetase
Exons: 14
Coding region: 405-1964 (519 amino acids)
Biological process (GO): histidyl-tRNA aminoacylation; mitochondrial translation
Cellular component (GO): cytoplasm; mitochondrion
Molecular function (GO): identical protein binding; histidine-tRNA ligase activity; ATP binding
Source: RefSeq, a predicted model, not a curated record